This is a messenger RNA of Pelmatolapia mariae (spotted tilapia), 804 nucleotides long. RefSeq lists its product as uncharacterized. NCBI's taxonomy places the organism in Eukaryota, Metazoa, Chordata, Actinopteri, Cichliformes, Cichlidae. The transcript is spliced from 6 exons. Bases 59 to 751 code for a protein of 230 amino acids. The record is from RefSeq and is a predicted model, not a curated record.
UCUACCACUUCCCAUGUUGUCAGCCAUUUAAAAAAAAAAACGCCUGAUACAAGGAAUCAUGAGAUCAUUCAGAGUCUUUCAAGCGGCAGACAUGGACCGGUUGUUUUGGCUUUCUCUCCUGCUCGCCCACCUGUUGGUCACAGCUGGCAAGGAUACAUGUCAUGUCUACAUAUCACAGUCAAACAAUAUAAUCUGGAAGGAAAUAGGGGAAGAAGCUGUUUUCAGUUGUACAGUCAUUUCCAGCUGUUCAGUAGAAUUUUACUUGUUCAAAGAGAACGUCUCUCUACCGCUUCAUAUGAGUAAAAAGUACCAAGGAGAAGCGUCUUUUCAAAUUAAUUCACUUAAAGCGAGUGACAGUGGGAUGUACUUCUGUGCUGCAGCAAACCGUAGUGGGUGCUGCACACCGUUUGUAGGGGAGGGAGCAACUCUUGUAGUGAGAGAAAAUGCUAAAAUAGUGAUGGGAAAAAUCUUGUCGGUAUCAUUUGUCCUUUUGGCCGUCUACAGCUUGGCUAUAGUGACGCUCAUCAUUCUAAAGAAGUAUGGCUGCAAUAUGAACAUCUGCAGAAAGACAUCCAAAAACGACAAGAAAAACGCAAAUAAAAAAGUACAGUUCCAGGACGUGCUGAAAGAAAUGCACAAGAAGAGAAACAUGGAGAAAAACAACCAAACAGCAAGCAGAAGCUCUUCUGAAGCUGAGGCCUCGAGCAACGACCUGCAGCAUUCUUCUGAUGACAUCUAUCAAAAUGUCUAAGCUUCAUUCAAGGAAUUGAUGAAUUCAGACCUCCAUCAUCUUGACGGAAAGGA